This is a messenger RNA of Salvia splendens (bonfire salvia), 975 nucleotides long. RefSeq lists its product as uncharacterized. The record is from RefSeq and is a predicted model, not a curated record. Gene Ontology annotation, molecular function: catalytic activity. Lineage: Eukaryota; Viridiplantae; Streptophyta; Magnoliopsida; Lamiales; Lamiaceae. The transcript has a single exon. The coding region runs from base 1 to 975 and encodes 324 amino acids.
AUGGAACCGCUUACAACCCCUGAUCCGGUCCGGUUCUCCAAGGCCGUGGGGCUGUCCUUCAUCGGCUCGAACACAAGCGGCAAGAUUUGGUUGUUUGCGGAAGAAGGUUCUACUUUUGAUAUUGAUUGGGACUCCGAACAAAUCUUUCACGGGAGGCUCAAGUCACAUCGCAUUGCUAGCCCUCUAGCUAUCUCGGCCGUGUACGCCAAAUGCACAAGAUCUGAGAGAUACCUUCUGUGGGAUAAGAUGAGAGAGAUCGCUGGAACCCUCGAGGGAAUACCAUGGAUUAUAGGUGGUGACUUCAACACCAUUCUAUCCCACCGGGACAGAACUGGGAGUGACACCAACCGGCAGGCCGAGAUGGUCGAUUUUGCGGAGGCAAUUGAGGAUUGCCGACUCGUGGACCCAGGGUUCGAUGGGACGGAAUUUACUUGGGCCAAAAACGGUCUAUUUGAACGGCUGGAUAGAGUGCUUGUUAAUGAGGCUUGGACUAGGGUCUUCGAGGCCACCCGAGUAACGAACCUCCCACGGAUCGCCUCGGACCACGGACCAGUCCUAGCACGAUGCAAAAUGCCGAACAUUUCCAUCGGGGAGAAGGCAUUCAGGUUCCAGAACAUGUGGAUCCGACAUGAGGGGUUUUUUGCUGUAGUUAAGAAUGCAUGGGAAGAGCCCACUGGGGCGGGCGGCCUUCUAAACAUCCAAAUUAAACAUUCCAGAGUUAAAAGAGCACUAAAGGAGUGGAACAAAGAGGUUUUCGGGAACAUCCACGUCAAUCUUGCGGACAAGGAGGAAGCCAUUGCCGUGGCCCAAUCCAACUUCGAGGACUUGCCUACACCCGUGAAUAGGGCAGUGAUCAACAAGCAUAUUGCCGAGUACAUCCUUUUGUUGAGAAUGGAAGAGGAUUUCUGGAGGCAAAAGACAGCUUUGAAAUGGCUAGCCGAGGGGGACAAGAACACCCGGUUCUAUCAAAGCUAG